CCCCAGCGCCGCCGCCGCCGCUUCCACAAGAUGGCGGGGACCGUAGCUGAGCGGGACGCGCUGAAAAUAGAGGACGGGCAUUUAAACAACUCCCUGGGAUCCCCGGUGCAAACUGAUGUGUACUUCCCUCGCCUGAUCGUCCCCUUCUGUGGGCACAUCAAAGGAGGAAUGAGGCCGGGAAAGAAGAUCUUAGUUAUGGGCAUAGUGGACCUCAACCCCGAGAGCUUUGGCAUCAGUCUAACUUGCGGGGAGUCGGAAGAUCCUCCUGCAGAUGUAGCUAUUGAACUGAAAGCCGUGUUUACAGACAGACAGUUUGUCAGAAACUCUUGUGUAGCCGGAGAAUGGGGGGAAGAGCAAUCAUCUAUUCCUUACUUUCCGUUUAUACCGGACCAGCCUUUUAGGGUUGAGAUACUUUGCGAGCAUCCCCGUUUUAGAAUAUUUGUGGAUGGACAUCAGCUCUUUGAUUUUUACCACCGUAUUGAAACACUGUCAGCAAUUGACACGAUAAAGAUAAAUGGAGAUCUUCAGCUUACAAAACUUGGCUGAGCUUGUUAGGACUGCAGAUUCCAAACCGGCUCAGGUGCCAUCGUCCGUUGGGAGAAGUGACAGCCGGCUCUGGACACAGCUAUGGUAGGAAGGCUGCCCCGUUCCUUUUCCGCAUGCAGUUCUUCACUCCUGUGCCGAUGAACCGGGCUGUUGUUUAUCCUAAUGAAGAACACUGUUGGUUAAUAGACAUUGAGCCGUUUUUCUUGGAUCAAAAUAGCCCACCUGUGCUGGAUAAUCAUAUUGGAAUGGAUUCAGAAAGACUUGCAGUCUUGUUUCAAAUCUCACAGAAAGGCAAUUUCUGAAAUGCAGCGCUAAAACUGGUUACUGAACAGCAGUGACAACAAAAAAAAGUUUUUCUUUUGCAAAUAUUGUUUCUGCACUGAAGUGGAGUAGUGUAGCACAACAUAGGGCCACGUGCUGACGUCCUUACCCGGGGCCUGAGCCUGGUUCCAUGGAAAUCAAUGGCAAAACUCCCACUCACUUUAUCGGGGUACAAUCAAACUGUCUAGUCCUUAGUCAAGCACAAUUCCCGCUGAUUUCUAUGGGAUUUUUGCACACGCCUGGGGGCCAGCUCUUCCGCUGGUGUAAAUCAGCAUUACCUCCAUGGCUUGCAAUGGAAUUUUGCUCAUUGCUCCCAGCCGCUGAUUUGGCCCAAGGACUGUGCAAAAACUGAAUGAGGGUGUGAGGACACAGCCUGUAUAUUUUAGUCAGGGUAUUUGCAUAGAAUGUAGAUCGUUACGAGUUUUUGCACAAUGUAUUGUUAAUACAAUUUUUAAAGCUUA
Molecule: messenger RNA, 1328 nt
Organism: Gymnogyps californianus (California condor)
Lineage: Eukaryota; Metazoa; Chordata; Aves; Accipitriformes; Cathartidae
Gene: LGALSL
Product: galectin like
Exons: 5
Coding region: 31-546 (171 amino acids)
Molecular function (GO): carbohydrate binding
Source: RefSeq, a predicted model, not a curated record